CGUAAGACCAGGUUGUCGAUUCCGAAUUGCUGAUCCGACAAUUCUCAUCUCCCUUGCCACGAACCGCGUCGCUCGAAGUGCUGGCUGGGCGAUCCUGCACACACUCAGUGGACUUAGUCAACCGCUCGCACUCAUAGGCCGUACAUCAUGGGUGGUCCGAACCUCGAGGUGUUCAAGUUUGCCAUCUAUGUCUUCCUCCCUGUCGCGGUGAUGAUGCACUACGGUGACCCUGACUGGUACAAUCGCCACGUCUUGACGUACAGGGACAAAAUCUUCCCGCCGGAGGAACGACUCGUUACGAACCUCCCCACCAAUCAUGAUGCACUGAAGGAGGAACUCGCAAGAUACAAAGCGCGCAGAGCUGAAAGACAGGCAGAACGGCGGAGAGAGGCGUCUGCUGCUUCAGAGUCCAGUACGAGCGAGCGUCUUCUGUGAUUAGCGAAAAGGAGUUCGGCGCUCGUUUGCACAAGAAAUGGUCCGUGUAUCACCAAUAUGCAGCAACAUACAUAUCUAUCAUGCAUUGUUAUAGCUUUCCUGCUCGAUACGCCUGCUAUUGUACCACUACUCUGUCUCAUUUCUCCACGUUCCAUUGCUCGCCAUUGCACAGCACUGUCCACUGUCCACCGCGCCCUGCGUCUGCCUCAAGAAGCUUCUUGUACUCUUCCAUCUCCUCCAACGAAAUCUUGAACCCACCACAGACUAUGAAGACCGCCGUUCUCGGCGUCGCCGUUGACGGCCGCGGUAAAAGCUUGUUGAAUAAAUC
Messenger RNA from Laetiporus sulphureus 93-53, 763 nucleotides. RefSeq lists its product as uncharacterized. Gene Ontology annotation, cellular component: mitochondrion; mitochondrial inner membrane. Lineage: Eukaryota; Fungi; Basidiomycota; Agaricomycetes; Polyporales; Laetiporaceae. The transcript is spliced from 4 exons. Gene Ontology annotation, biological process: mitochondrial respiratory chain complex IV assembly. The record is from RefSeq and is a predicted model, not a curated record. Bases 148 to 435 code for a protein of 95 amino acids.